Messenger RNA from Mya arenaria, 1176 nucleotides. RefSeq names its product RYamide receptor-like. The record is from RefSeq and is a predicted model, not a curated record. Bases 1 to 1176 code for a protein of 391 amino acids. Lineage: Eukaryota; Metazoa; Mollusca; Bivalvia; Myida; Myidae. Gene Ontology annotation, molecular function: neuropeptide binding; neuropeptide receptor activity. Gene Ontology annotation, cellular component: plasma membrane; neuron projection. Gene Ontology annotation, biological process: G protein-coupled receptor signaling pathway. The transcript has 3 exons.
AUGGAUGUCAGCAUUAUGCGCGAAAACGGAGCAUAUAAUAUAACAUCUGAAACAAAGACGAAUGUGACAGAAAUGAGUGCUGUAAAGGGUCCAAUCGUUGUCCCAAUGUACCAGCAAGCGAUAAUAAUCACGAUGUACAGCAUAAUCAUAUGUCUGUCGGUAUUCGGAAAUUCAAUUGUGUGCUAUAUCGUAUUUUCAUCGCGUAAAAUGAGGACAGUAAUGAACUUCUUUAUCGUCAGCCUGGCUUUGAGUGACAUCCUUAUGGCAGUGCUCUGUAUUCCAUUGACGUUUAUAGCAAAUCUUAUUAUAAACUCUUGGCCCUUCGGCGAAACAAUGUGUCCAAUUGUCUCCUUUAUUCAAGUGGUAACAGUAUUUAUGAGCUCAUUAACACUCGUAGCCAUAAGCCUUGACAGGUACUGGGCAAUUGUUCACCCUUUGAGACGAAAAAUGUCUAAGCGUCAAGCCUGCAUUGUGAUUUCCGUCAUCUGGUUAUUGUCCCUAGUAAUACCUUUGCCGACAGCUAUAAAGGCAAGGGUCCACCAGUACGUGAACGAUUCAAAUGCUCCCUUCUUUUGCGAGGAAUUAUGGGAAAAUGUUACAGGGCAGUCCAUUUACAACGUAUUGCUACUACUUUUACAGUAUUUUAUUCCACUUGCAAUCCUCGUGUUUGCUUACGGAAGAAUUAUCCGCGUGUUGUGGAUCGUAAAGACUCCCGGAGAAGCUGUAAAUGACCGGGACAAAAGAAUUGCUACAUCCAAGAAAAAGAUCAUCAAGAUGAUGAUAGUGGUUGUGAUUAUAUAUGCUAUUUGCUGGCUUCCUCACCAUGUUAUCACCAUAGCUGGCGACAUCAACAUUACGUUCUACAAUCUUCAAGGAAUGAACAUUGUCUGGACGGCGUCUCAUUGGCUCGCCAUGUCCACUUGCAUGUACAAUCCGUUUAUCUAUUGCUGGAUGAACGCUAAGUUCCGGAACGGGUUUAUUAAAGUGUUCAGAUGUGUAACGUGUGGAUUGACAAAACCUCGGCGUGGAAUUGAGAUGCAACACAUGAGUUAUCAUCAUAGUGGUGCUUUAUCGCCAUAUAUAGCGUGUCGCGUGCCCUCAGGACUAUAUGGACGUGGGAAGUUACAGGUUCGCGAUCUACGAUACGAGUGGUCUGACAUCGAUGGAACAAUAUAA